AUGUGGAUUUUCAGGGUGAAGCGGCCGCUGGGUUCUCCUCCUGUCUUCAAGGCGCGUUACGUGCUGCUGCACACAGCCGCUCAGCGCGACUACGAGCUUCUCUCUCUUGACUUUAGCACUGCUUUCCUACAGGGUAGCCUGCACGAGGAGAUCUGGUUGCGCCACCCUCCUAGCUUCACUGGGUUGUUUCCUCCCGAUACCCAGUGGAGUCUCUGGCGGCCAGUCUACGGUCUCCGCCAGGCGCCCCGUGAGUGGCAUGACACGCUGAGGACUACACUUGCGGCUCUUGGGUUUGCUCCUACUGCUGACCCGUUGCUGUUUCUAUGCACCGACACCUCUUUGCCGCCGUUCUACAUCCUCGUGUACGUAGACGACUUGGUCUUUGCUACUGCUAACACUGGUGGACUCACCCACGUGAAGUCCGAGCUGCAGAAGAGACACACGUGCACAGACCUGGGUGAACUGCGCAGCUACCUUGGCUUGCAGAUCACCCGAGACAGAGCAUAG
Molecule: messenger RNA, 507 nt
Organism: Closterium sp. NIES-65
Lineage: Eukaryota; Viridiplantae; Streptophyta; Zygnematophyceae; Desmidiales; Closteriaceae
Source: the annotation of a GenBank genome assembly